Molecule: messenger RNA, 3623 nt
Organism: Acinonyx jubatus (cheetah)
Lineage: Eukaryota; Metazoa; Chordata; Mammalia; Carnivora; Felidae
Gene: CLCN2
Product: chloride voltage-gated channel 2
Exons: 23
Coding region: 902-3553 (883 amino acids)
Biological process (GO): transmembrane transport; chloride transport
Cellular component (GO): membrane
Molecular function (GO): voltage-gated chloride channel activity
Source: RefSeq, a predicted model, not a curated record
GGACCUGCCAAGGAAAAGCGACCUCUGUACGCCCACACCCUCCUCCCAGGAGCGGCCUCCCGGCACCUAGACAUCUCUUCCCUCCGGCCUCAGCCCUUCACCUUCCCUCCCCACCUCCACCCUGGUGCACCCCACAGGCCGGGUUACUCCAGGUGCGACUCCCAAGAGGACCAGCAGGUAAGGGAAGGAGGAGGAAAGAGGAUGAAAGAGAUCGAGAGUCUCAGUUCCGAGCAUCACCCCCUCACGCCCGCUGUCUGGGCCUAGCGUCUCCCAACGAGUCCCUUCAGCUUUGCUUCUCACCCUCGACGGAGCAGAAGGGCCUUGCCAGGCCCGUCUGGCCCCUCCGGAGAAGCAAGAGAGGGCGCCACUCCUGAGAGAUUGAGCGCAAAGAAUCUGAUUAAACGGUUCAGCAGACCCCGGCCCCAGGCCCUGCUGAGCCCCAACGUCUCCGGCUCCUCCUGCUCCGGCACUGGGCGCCGCGGGCCUGGCCCGGCCCUACCACGUGCCAGCGGACCCGCCCCCGCUUGGCCCCAAUUGCCCCUCUCAGUUCCCGGCCUUUGAGCAGAGGGAGCGCAGGUUAGCACGUUCCAAGCGCCCCCUGCCGCCUCCCCGGAGCCUCGGAGGCGGCCUCAACGCAGACCCCCGCCCGGCUGGGCCGGCCCCUGUGGAUGGCCCGGCGGGCGGAGCAGCACAAGAGGGCACCGCCCUCGGCCCGCCCGCCGAGGAGGGGACGCGAGCUGGAGGUUGAGCCCGAAGCGCCUGCACCGGGCCCGCCGCACUCUGCACUCGGCCGCCCGGGCGGCGGGGACGGGACGGGUGCCGGCGCGGGCUCUGCCGGCCGGGAGCCGAGUCCGGGCCCGAGCCCGAGCCGCACCGGGAGGCCAGAGGACUGUGGGCGGAGAUGGCGGCCGCGUCGGCCGCGACAGUGGCGGAAGGGAUGGAGCCGCGGGCGCUGCAGUACGAGCAGACCCUGAUGUAUGGCCGGUAUACUCAGGACCUUGGGGCCUUUGCCAAAGAGGAAGCUGCUCGGAUUCGCCUGGGAGGGCCCGAGACCUGGAGGGGUCCACCUUCCCCUCGGGCUCCCCCAGAGCUCCUUGAAUAUGGACAGAGCCGUUGCGCCCGAUGCCGCAUCUGUUCCGUACGCUGCCAUAAGUUCCUAGUGUCCAGGGUUGGUGAAGACUGGAUCUUCCUGGUCCUGCUGGGGCUCCUCAUGGCUCUGGUCAGCUGGGCCAUGGACUAUGCCAUCGCUGCCUGUCUGCAGGCUCAACAGUGGAUGUCCCGAGGCUUGAACACCAGCCUCUUGCUCCAGUACCUGGCCUGGGUCACCUACCCCAUCGUUCUCAUCACUUUCUCAGCUGGAUUCACACAGAUCCUGGCUCCUCAGGCUGUCGGGUCUGGCAUCCCUGAGAUGAAGACCAUCUUGCGAGGAGUGGUGCUGAAGGAAUACCUCACCCUGAAGACCUUUGUAGCUAAGGUCAUUGGGCUGACCUGUGCCCUGGGCAGCGGGAUGCCCCUUGGCAAAGAGGGCCCUUUUGUGCAUAUCGCCAGCAUGUGUGCUGCCCUGCUCAGCAAGUUCCUCUCCCUCUUUGGGGGCAUCUAUGAGAAUGAAUCCCGGAACACAGAGAUGCUGGCUGCUGCCUGUGCCGUGGGAGUAGGCUGCUGCUUUGCAGCACCUAUUGGAGGCGUCCUAUUCAGCAUUGAGGUCACCUCCACCUUCUUCGCUGUGCGGAACUACUGGCGAGGCUUCUUUGCUGCCACCUUCAGUGCCUUCAUCUUCCGGGUCCUGGCGGUCUGGAACCGUGAUGAAGAGACAAUUACGGCUCUCUUCAAAACCCGAUUCCGGCUUGACUUCCCCUUUGACCUCCAGGAGCUGCCAGCCUUUGCUGUCAUUGGUAUUGCUAGUGGCUUUGGGGGAGCGCUCUUUGUCUACCUGAACCGGAAGAUUGUCCAGGUGAUGCGGAAGCAGAAAACCAUCAACCGCUUCCUCAUGAAGAAGCGCCUGCUCUUCCCAGCUCUGGUGACCCUGCUCAUCUCCACUCUGACCUUCCCCCCUGGGUUUGGACAGUUCAUGGCCGGACAGCUCUCACAGAAAGAGACUCUGGUCACCCUGUUUGACAACCGGACGUGGGUCCGCCAGGGCCUGGUAGAGGAGCUAGAGCCACCGGGAACCUCACAGGCCUGGAGCCCACCACGUGCCAACGUCUUCCUCACCCUGGUCAUCUUCAUUCUCAUGAAGUUCUGGAUGUCUGCACUGGCCACCACCAUCCCAGUGCCCUGUGGGGCCUUCAUGCCAGUCUUUGUCAUUGGAGCAGCAUUUGGGCGUCUGGUGGGCGAAAGCAUGGCUGCCUGGUUUCCAGAUGGGAUUCACACUGACGGCAGCACCUACCGGAUUGUGCCUGGUGGCUAUGCAGUGGUGGGGGCAGCUGCACUGGCAGGAGCAGUGACACACACAGUGUCCACGGCUGUGAUCGUGUUCGAGCUCACAGGCCAGAUUGCCCACAUCCUACCCGUCAUGAUUGCCGUCAUCCUGGCCAACGCCGUUGCCCAGAGCCUACAGCCCUCACUUUAUGACAGCAUCAUCCGGAUCAAGAAACUGCCCUAUUUGCCUGAACUGGGCUGGGGCCGCCACCAGCAGUACCGGAUGCGAGUGGAGGACAUCAUGGUGCGGGAUGUUCCCCACGUGGCCCUCAGCUGCACCUUCCGGGACCUUCGAUUAGCACUGCACAGGACCAAGGGCCGCAUGUUGGCCCUAGUGGAAUCCCCUGAGUCCAUGAUCCUCCUGGGCUCCAUUGAGCGCUCACAGGUGGUGGCAUUGCUGGGGGCACAGCUGAGCCCAGCCCGCCGACGGCAGUACAUGCAGGAGCAUCAAAAUGCCCAGACCUCUCCACCGUCCGAUCAGGAGAGUCCCCCUAGCCCUGAGACCUCCGUCCGCUUCCAGGUGAACACAGAGGACUCAGGUUUCCCUGCAGCCCCGGGGGAGACUCACAAGCCCCUGAAGCCUGCUCUCAAGAGGGGGCCCAGCAACACCAUGAACCUCGGGGAAAGUCCCACAGGGAACAUGGAGCAGGCAGGCAUUGCCCUCAGGAGCCUCUUCUGUGGCAGUCCACCCCCCGAGGCUGCUUCAGAGAGUGACUCAGACUUGGAAGGCGAGAUGACCCCUGAGGAGAUUCUGGAGUGGGAGGAACAGCAACUAGAUGAACCUGUCAACUUCAGCGACUGCAAAAUUGACCCUGCCCCCUUCCAGCUGGUGGAGCGGACCUCUUUGCACAAGACUCACACCAUCUUCUCACUACUGGGAGUGGACCAUGCUUAUGUCACCAGUAUUGGCCGACUCAUUGGGAUCGUCACCCUAAAGGAGCUCCGGAAGGCUAUCGAGGGCUCUGUCACAGCACAGGGCGUCAAAGUCCGGCCGCCCCUGGCCAGCUUCCGUGACAGUGCCACCAGCAGCAGUGACACAGAGACCACAGAGGUGCAUGCACUCUGGGGGCCCCGCUCCCAUCAUGGCCUCCCCCGGGAGGGGAGCCCUUCUGACAGCGAUGACAAGUGCCAAUGAACCCCCUCAGUGGGUGGCCUAGGAUGGCAGUGGCUGUGGCUGUUGGUCUAGACCGUGAAGCUCUCCCUUC